This is a messenger RNA of Bombyx mandarina (wild silkworm), 3481 nucleotides long. RefSeq names its product GTP-binding protein 1 (gene GTPBP1). Gene Ontology annotation, molecular function: GTPase activity; GTP binding; translation elongation factor activity. NCBI's taxonomy places the organism in Eukaryota, Metazoa, Arthropoda, Insecta, Lepidoptera, Bombycidae. Gene Ontology annotation, biological process: translational elongation. The record is from RefSeq and is a predicted model, not a curated record.
UGUCAAAAAGUUGGCAUUUAUCCCAUCUGUUAAAUUGGUUUUGAUUUUGCUAAUUCCCAAAAUACUUACAAGUACUGAAAGGAAAAAAUGCCAGAAUAUAAUUUUUUUCAUUGAAAUGAUGAAUUAAAACCUUAAACAACAUUAGUUUAGUCAGAAAAAAAUAUAAAAUCAUAUCAAUGUGAGUGUUGACACUGAGAAACUACAAAAUUGUGUUUGUAACCGAAAGAUAAAUUACCUUUCGUUUAUUAAGCCUUGUCAAAAAUUCUAUAGCCAACAACAUUGUCAUUCGGAUUAUUAGUAAAAUAGAAGAUAGCUUACAUUACGGAAGGUCGUUCUUUGUUUCCCCUUAUGCCGACGUAUGACAUAAUGCAGUGAAUAGCAGUGAAGUUCAAGGGUUCUGACUGAGUUUAAGUAAUUUGGAAAGUAAAAAUGGACAGCGUACCAGAAUCUCCGAUUAAGGCUAGUCCCUUAACUGAGGAUGAAGCCUUCGUAGAAAGCGAAACAGAUUAUUCCAGUAUUAGAGGGAAGAUGGUGAUGGUGAGUCCAAAUGCUGAUGAGUAUGAGUUACUCCGUAAACAGCUAUUGGAAAGGCUUGAAGCUGGAAAUGGCGAGAUCAUUUAUGAUAUUGGACAUGGAGAAGAUGGUCGGGGCUUAACAGAGGAUGAAUACAAUGCGUCCCUAGCAACGCUUCAUUCAUUGGUGGCAAGUGAGAGAGUGUCAUGUGUUGAGCUGAGGAGGUGGGAGUGUGGAAGUGGGCUCACCGGCCAAUACCUCCUUAGGACGGAGCUUGACAAUAAUGACUUUAUGGAGAUUAGAGUGGCGGUGGUGGGUAACGUGGACGCUGGCAAGUCCACGCUGCUCGGGGUCCUCACGCACGGAGAACUGGACAACGGUCGAGGGUAUGCACGGCAGAGGCUGUUCCGACACAAACACGAGAUGGAGAGCGGGAGGACCAGCUCUGUGGGGAACGACAUACUGGGCUUUGACAAUAUGGGUAAUGUUGUGAAUAAGCCAGAUCACGGCACUCUUGACUGGGUGAAGAUCUGCGAGAAGUCUUCCAAAGUGAUAACGUUUAUAGACCUAGCUGGACAUGAGAGGUACCUCAAAACUACGGUCUUCGGGAUGACGGGACACGCUCCCGACUUUGGGAUGCUCAUGAUCGGAGCCAACGCGGGUAUAGUAGGAAUGACCAAGGAACACCUCGGGCUCGCUCUUGCCUUGUCAGUGCCAGUAUUCGUGGUCGUCACCAAGAUUGACAUGUGUCCGCCUAACGUUCUGCAAGACAACCUGAAGCUGCUCAUCAGGAUCCUUAAGUCGUCGGGGUGCAGGAAGGUUCCGGUGAUGGUGAAGUCGAAGGACGAUGUCAUUGUCAGCGCCACCAACUUCGUUUCGCAAAGGCUGUGCCCAAUAUUUCAAGUUUCGAACGUGAGUGGGGAGAACCUCGAGCUAUUGACGAUGUUCCUGAACCUAUUGAAGACGAGGAUGCCCUCGCACGAAGACAAGCCAGCCGAAUUCCAGAUAGACGACACAUACUCCGUGCCGGGCGUGGGCACGGUGGUGUCGGGCACGGCGCUGGCGGGCGUGGUGCGCGCGGGCGACACGCUGGCGCUGGGGCCGGACGCGCUGGGCCGCUUCCACCCCGUCGCCGUCAAGUCCAUCCACCGCAAGCGCAUGCCGGUGCACGAGGUGCGCGGCGGACAGACGGCCAGCUUCGCGCUCAAGAAGGUGAAGCGUUCUCAAAUCCGCAAGGGCAUGGUGAUGGUCUCUCCGUCGCUGAACCCUCAGGCGUGCUGGCAGUUCGAGGGGGAGAUCCUCGUGCUGCACCACCCGACCACCAUCUCCUCGCGUUACCAAGCCAUGGUGCACUGCGGCAGUAUCAGACAGACAGCAUCCAUAUUGUCGAUGUCCAGGGACUGCCUUCGGACCGGGGACAAAGCUUUAGUCAAGUUCCGCUUCAUCAAACAUCCGGAGUAUCUCAAGAGGGGACAGAGAAUGGUGUUCCGUGAGGGUCGUACGAAAGCCGUGGGCAACGUGCUACGUCCGGAGCCGAUGUCGCUGAAGCCCGCCCGGCACGACCGCCGGAACCCGCAGCACAACAACCACGCAGCCGACGAGAGUGAUUCGCAGCACGUGCAAGAGAGCGACGUGACUGCAAUGGACUCUCCGUUCGAGAUCCAAGCGGACAAGCGCGUCCAAGGCGGAGGGGCGGGAGGGGGGCGUCGUGGUCGGAAGAGACACGACAAGCCGCCCGAACCCACACAACCGACCGUCGCUGCGGCUAAUUAAUACACGCUGCAGUCAAGACGACAGUGUUGCUAAUCUAGAAGAAAAUGAUAAUUUUUGGGGUUUUUUCUCUCAUUUUAAACUUUUUCAAUUUUGGUAUGAAGGGCGCUUGAUGAAAAUGCCUAUAAAGUUUUUUGUUCAAUAAAAAUGCUUGAACGUCAAAUGUCAGAAUUAUAGUUCGUUUUUACAUAAAUACGGUAGGUAUAGGUUGAAAAUGUUUUCCUUUUACAUUUUAAGUAGGAUAGGCACAAAAAGUACAAGAAAUGUACAUUGAAAAAAAAAACAUUUUUUGGUAGACUUAGCUUAAUCAAGUCUGUCAACUUUAAUAGUUACUAAUUUCUGUGAAAUAGUGGCUGUAAAUUUAACGUAUUAAAUAUUAAAAAAAAUAUAUUAAUAUUUGUCCACAGAGGACAGUUAUAAUUAGGACUUCUAGAAGUUUGCUAGAUACAUUAUCAUCGAAAUUAUAUUAUUCAAUAUACUAAUACUGUGCAAUCGCCUUUAAGAAUGUAAUUCAAUCGAUAAAUAACUUUACAAAUAUUCGGAGAAGAAUCUGUAUUAAAUGUAAAACAACUAUAGUUUACUUUUAAUACAAAACUAUUGCUCUAAAAUGACUGGCUGGAAAGUGGCACAUACUAUUCAAAUUAAUCUAAAAUCUAUAUUGAUCUUUUCAUCUAACUUAAAGGUUUUUCUAGUGAUUAUUGCAUAGUACAAUUUAGUAGUUUUACUACCAAGGGUAGAACUCUGUCCUGUCCUUUUCUGGGGACGUAGUGACACUGAUUAAUCUAGACAGCCUCAAGCCAUACCGCUAAUCCACCUGUCACAAUGGGUCGGCAUGUUUUCGCAAGUUAAAUCACUAAUAACCUCAAGGUUCUUAUAACACUAAUUAAAACGCAAGUAUAUAUUUUUACAGCACUAAGCUUAAUCUUUUAGGGUCACUUAAAAUAUUUGAACACUUAAAAAUAAAAAUUAAAGUUAAGGAGAUCAGAGUUUUGAAUCAUCAUUGCCUUAACUCUGAAUACCUUAUAAUCGCAAUAAAAUUAGUGAAGCUAGCUGCUUGCUAAAAGUAAAUAUAUUUUCAAUAUUUUGACAUUUACAAUGAAUACCAUUGCAAUAUUGUGAUUUUUUCUUAGGAUUAAGUAAAGUUUAUAUUUUUAUUGAUUUGUUCAGAGUGAGCGAAAUAAAAAUAGCUCUAACUAUA